Laccaria bicolor S238N-H82 is the source of this 1857-nucleotide messenger RNA. RefSeq names its product septin family protein, P-loop GTPase. Lineage: Eukaryota; Fungi; Basidiomycota; Agaricomycetes; Agaricales; Hydnangiaceae. The record is from RefSeq and is a predicted model, not a curated record. The transcript has 7 exons. Gene Ontology annotation, cellular component: microtubule cytoskeleton; septin ring; septin complex. The coding region runs from base 1 to 1857 and encodes 618 amino acids. Gene Ontology annotation, molecular function: GTPase activity; molecular adaptor activity; GTP binding. Gene Ontology annotation, biological process: cytoskeleton-dependent cytokinesis.
AUGUUCUCCUUCCGCCGAAAGCCCAAGAAGGCACCGGAAACUCCUCUAAUUCGUACCUCUCCUUCUCUCCCAGAGCUCAAUAGCCAGGGCAUUCCAUGGCCUGAAGACCUUGUGGAUAUAGCUGCAAUACGGCACUCGCCACCUCCUGAGGAGCUCGUUCAUCAAGGUGCGGCUAAAACCUCUUUCCAGGGGAGUGACCAUGCCGCCAUACCGUUCCAUAAACCAUUUCGGCCCUCUGUAGAGAAACCGAAAGCAGGAGGCACGAUUUCUUCUUUAUAUAUGUCUUCCGUGCCGCCCUCCGCGUUCGACAACAGGAAGGCUCCCCCUUUAUCGGCUGGCAGGUACAGCCAGCGACGGGCUCGCAUUCCACCCACAUUCAAUCUAAUGGUUGUUGGCGGCAAAGGAACGGGGAAAACUUCGCUUCUGCGCUUGCUAUUGGAAACGGCCGACCUAUCACCCAGCGCCACCGACGAUCAAAAGGCAGCAAUGUUCAAGUUUCUCAAAGGAUCUACGAACACCACUCCAGCGAUCCAGACCGCUUGCGUGGAAAUUUGCGAGUCGCGCUUCGACAGGGUGUUGUUUUCUGUGAUUGAUACGCCUGGACUUGAAUUUCAAGAGGGACGCGAGUUGAAACUUGAGCGUCAAGUGAACGCUAUUUUAAAGUAUGUCGACGCACAGUAUGCAGAUACCAUGAGCGAAGAAUCCAAGGUCGUUAGACAGAGCAAAGGAGACCAGCAUAUCCAUCUUUGUAUCUAUAUGAUUGACCCAGCUUCAAUCAUUAGUGCUGAGGAACGACGUUCCUUGUCCACCCUUCCAACAAAGACGCGUUCAGAGGCCACCGUCUCCAAUCGUGACCCGCCCGACCUUGUACCCGACACGUCGUCUGAAGAUGAAUCUGAUGGCGAAGACGGCUCUCCGUUGACGAUGUCUCCCGCGGAACUUAGAGUCAUUCGACGACUGUCAGCGCGCACCAACGUUCUGCCGGUGAUCGCUCAUGCCGACUCACUAACAGACGACAAAUUGCACUCUAUCAAGAAUGCUAUACGUACAGGAUUUGCUGGAUCAGGCAUCGAUUUUGGCGUGUUUGGACCGGCAAAGGCUCCUGACACCGCCGCUCCUCCGAAGAGACAGACUCAUUUUUCUGAUACAACUGAAAACGGAAUUGAAGAAUAUGACAUAAAUAGUUCUGUUGCAGAGAGUGAUGAAGAGGAUGCAGAAGAAGAGCGGAAGCCUCGCCCGGUUAUCAAGCUUCGCCCAAAACGCCACGGUACUCGAAAUCUUUCCCGCUCGCGCUCUCGGAGGGAUCUCUCUCAAGCUGCGGAAGAUGAUCGUCGUCCGGUAUCGCCUGAUGCUACCGACCACGAAAGCGUGGCCAAUGUCCGUUUCUCGGCGCACAUUAUUGCAAAGACGGACCUCAGUGAACUGAUGCCUUUCGCAUUAAUCGCUCCCGAACCCAGCAAGCGCCGCCGUCGCCCAUUUUAUUCAGAUGGCGUAUCAUCGACCACUAGCCAGCAACCAUCCGAAGAUGACCAUUCACAAUCCAGUGACGUACCACCCACCCCCAUGUCAGCUUAUAGUUCAAGAACUCUCCCAUACCUUCAAGGGCCGCCCGAUGAUUUGAAGGGUGUUUUUGUCAGAAAGUUCAGAUGGGGGAAAAUUGAUGUUCUUGAUCCAAACCAUUGUGAUUUUGCCGCGUUACGAACGGCAGUGCUGUCGACUCAUCUUAAGCUUCUCAAAAUUCGCACCAAGGAGGUGCUGUAUGAGAAAUACAGGACCGAAAAGCUUCUCGCCAGGCGCGCAACCCGUCAGAUCUCGGAAGAGCAGAGACAGCGGUUGCUAGAAGAAAUGGGGCUCUGA